Drosophila innubila is the source of this 3230-nucleotide messenger RNA. RefSeq names its product frizzled (gene fz). Gene Ontology annotation, biological process: non-canonical Wnt signaling pathway; canonical Wnt signaling pathway. Gene Ontology annotation, cellular component: plasma membrane. The record is from RefSeq and is a predicted model, not a curated record. Gene Ontology annotation, molecular function: Wnt receptor activity; Wnt-protein binding. NCBI's taxonomy places the organism in Eukaryota, Metazoa, Arthropoda, Insecta, Diptera, Drosophilidae. The transcript has 5 exons. The coding region runs from base 496 to 2271 and encodes 591 amino acids.
UCAGCGUUUGCCCUGCCGUUCGGUUGUGCUCUCGGUUGAAUAUUGAAAAUAUUGUUACUAGAGGCGAUUUGUUGUUCCGCGCGUUUUACGUAGUUUCGCUACAUACGGUACUUUAGCAUUUUGCUGUGUCCCGUUCCGUCGGUCAGCCGGCAAAACAAACGCAAAAAGUGAUUAAAAAAGGCAAAUGAAAUUUAAAUUGAAAGAAAAUAAUUACAUAUUUGUGUCUGCUAUGUAAAUGCCCAAAAGGUGCCAAGUGUCAAAUAUUAUUUUUUGUCGCCUGCACGCGUGUGUCGCCGUCGCCGUCUCCAUUUCCGUCUCCGGCUACGUCUCCGAAUUCGUCAGUGUCCGCGUGUCUGUGUUGUUUGUGUGCAUGUGUUUGUGUUUGUCCAAAAUGUGUGUGCUUUAAGAAUCCCAACAAAGCACUCAGAAUUUACUUAAGGAAUCCACGAGUCGAGAACCGCGCUGAAAACGCGUCGAAAACGCGCCAAAACAAAAAUGCAGAAAAUUCUUAAAAUGUUGUUGCCACUUGUGAUGCUUUUAGCGCUUCCCGAACUUCAACAGGCAACAGCAACACAACGUUACGAUCAAACCCCAUUGGAUGCCAGCUCGUAUUAUCGGAGCGGGGGAUCGGAUUUGGCGGGAACGUCGGCCACCUCAUUGGAUGGAUUUCCACAUCACAAUCGCUGCGAGCCCAUCACAAUUUCCAUAUGCAAGAAUAUACCUUAUAAUAUGACGAUUAUGCCCAAUUUGAUUGGUCAUACCAAGCAGGAGGAAGCUGGCCUGGAGGUGCAUCAAUUUGCUCCUCUCGUUAAGAUCGGCUGCAGCGCUGAUCUACAGUUAUUCCUGUGCUCCCUCUACGUUCCCGUCUGCACGAUCCUCGAACGUCCCAUUCCCCCCUGCCGCUCCCUAUGUGAAUCCGCUCGCGUCUGUGAGAAUCUCAUGAAAACCUACAACUUUAAUUGGCCCGAGAAUUUGGAGUGCUCCAAGUUUCCAGUUCACGGCGGAGAGGAUUUGUGUGUCGCCGAGAACACGACCUCCUCAUCAUCGACUCCAGCGCCCACUCGCAGUGCUCCCAAGGUGACAACGCGAAAGCAUCAGAUCAGCGUGGAUAGUCCACAUCGGAAUAUAGGAUUCGUCUGUCCAGUUCAGCUCAAGACUCCCCUCGGCAUGGGCUAUGAGCUCAAAGUUGGCGGCAAGGAUCUACAUGAUUGUGGUGCUCCGUGUCAUGCCAUGUUCUUUCCGGAACGGGAACGAACCGUGUUGCGCUAUUGGGUCGGCUCCUGGGCGGCUGUCUGUGUGGCCAGUUGUCUCUUUACGGUGCUCACCUUUCUGAUAGACUCAUCGCGUUUUCGCUAUCCGGAGCGUGCAAUUGUCUUUCUGGCCGUUUGCUAUCUGGUCGUUGGCUGUGCCUAUGUGGCCGGACUUGGUGCGGGCGAUUCGGUGUCGUGCCGGGAACCAUUUCCGCCGCCAGUGAAGCUGGGACGUCUGCAGAUGAUGUCCACCAUAACACAGGGUCAUCGGCAGACCACGGCCUGCACCGUAUUAUUCAUGGCAUUAUAUUUCUGUUGCAUGGCCGCCUUUGCGUGGUGGUCAUGUUUGGCUUUUGCCUGGUUCCUUGCUGCCGGACUUAAAUGGGGCCACGAGGCAAUUGAAAAUAAAUCUCAUUUAUUCCAUUUGGUUGCCUGGGCGGUGCCCGCUCUUCAAACCAUUUCCGUGCUGGCUCUGGCUAAAGUUGAAGGUGACAUACUCUCUGGUGUUUGCUUUGUGGGUCAGCUGGAUACUCAUUCUCUUGGCGCUUUUCUCAUUUUGCCGCUCUGCAUUUAUCUCUCGAUUGGCGCUCUCUUUCUGCUCGCCGGCUUUAUCUCGCUCUUUCGCAUACGCACCGUGAUGAAGACGGAUGGAAAGCGAACGGAUAAAUUGGAGCGUCUCAUGCUGCGCAUUGGAUUCUUCUCGGGUCUCUUUAUACUUCCCGCUCUGGGUCUGCUUGGUUGCCUGUUCUACGAGUAUUACAACUUUGAUGAAUGGAUGAUUCAAUGGCAUCGUGACAUUUGUAAACCAUUCUCAAUUCCCUGUCCGGCUGCCAGACCGCCUGGCACUGCCGAGGCGCGUCCCAUAUUCCAGAUCUAUAUGGUCAAGUAUCUGUGCUCCAUGCUCGUGGGCGUAACGUCCAGUGUGUGGCUGUACUCCAGCAAGACCAUGGUCAGCUGGCGCAACUUUGUGGAGCGAUUGCAGGGCAAGGAACCACGUACCCGGCCCCAGGCGUAUGUCUAGUAUGAGACGGCGGCGGUGGCGGCUGAGGCGGCGGCUAACGAGAGUUACUUGGCGUUCAGCACGUAGAGUCUUACCAGUCAGUCCUCCCCCUCUAACCAAGUCGAUGUCCACCCCGCGCCAAGAAGCAGUCAACAAACCUCAUACAACUUUGUAUAAAGUUCAUCUCUCUCGCUUUCCCCUGCCUGUCUCUUCUCUUUCUCUGCGUUUCGUAAUCACGCGCCUGCCUCCCUUCACAAGCGAAAUCAAAAACUAUUGUUUAAUAUUUAGUUAUACGAAAGCUAGAGCCUGGCUUUCUUGUUGAACCAAAACUAUUUGCAUAAGUUGAUAAAAAAUAUAUUAGAUUGUAAGUUGAAGCAUAGUUUAUCCUAGUAUUUUAAAGCAUUCUAGUUGUUAUUGACACCAUCUAUCACCUAUCAUUGAAACAUUUUAGUUUUCGUAAAUCGUAUACGAAUUUUAAUCAAAGUUCUUAUCUUUUCUUUUAAUUGACGGCGCAUUAAAUUUGCAUUUAUGUAGAAUUUUUGCAGAAUUUAAUAUGAUUUGUGAAAGCUUUAAAUGUGCCCUAGCAAUUAAUGAAACGUACUUAUAAAUUUACAUGUUUAACGCAUAUAACUUUAGAAAGUAAAUACAGCUUCUGAGAUUCCGUAGAAGUCAUUAAAAAUUGGCCACAUUCAAAUUUCACAUUGAAUUAUUUAAUCCAAAGUCAAAUUGCACUACAGAAAUAUGUUAAGAAAAUAUGCGAAACUAAAUGUAAAAUACAAUACUUAACGAAACGUAAUGAUAAACAAUAUAUAAACGAUCUAACUAUUUAAAUGUAUGAAAAGAAACUACUAUAAAAAUGAUAAAUGUAUUAUGUAGCAAUAAAUGUCCUCCAUGUGCUAAACUUAAAGCGUUUAAUGUAGAGCUAUAAUUAUAAUUAUUGUAUAUUUAUUAUGUAUGUAUUUGUUAAACGAAUUCAGUUU